CCUUCCUGCAACCUUUUCAUCCUCAGGUCCCCCCCUCCGCCUGGGGCCGGCGAGAGGCGAGGGUCGCGGUGACCUGGGCUGCGGAAGAAACUGGAGAAGGGGGCCGCAGCAGGGUCCCGGGGCAGUCGCAGCCGCCCCAGGAGUAGGAGGAGGUGGAGGAGGAGGAAGCAAGAAAGAAAAACAUUGGCUGCUUCUUUCCCCCCAAGGCAGCUCUGCAGAGUUGGAGGUCCAUAAGAUCUGAGACGCAUCUGGCCUAACCUUAAAUUCCACAAUGACGACUUUGCCACCCGUGCAGAUAGAAUACUCAAAGCUUGCACUCUUAACAAGAAAGAGGACAACGUGUUCCCCAGCAGGUCUCACAAAGGCUCAAUUGCUAAAAAUUAAAGAUGAGACAGAUAAGUAUCUAGAAUUGAAAUGGAAAGGAUUGACAAAAGAAGAGGCAGCUGGGUAUCGGAAUUCAUACAAGAAGAACAUUUGUAUAGACAUGCUGCAACAUGGUCAUCAUAAAUCCUUCUGUGAGCUCUUUGCCCUGAUCAAGAAGUGGCACGCCUUAAGGGAAGCCGGAGGGAUUCGGUCCAUAUUCUGGAUGCAGACGCCCCUGGAGGAGCUGCCCGAGAAACUGGACCAACUGUACUUCUUCCUGACCAAGGCUGAAGAUGCUGAACUCGCAGAUCACUAUGAAGAAAUGUACAAUCACAUAUUUGCUUUGGCCUGUUACUUCGACAACCCGGAUGACAAGUGGUUGAGGAAUUACUUUUAUGAACGGUGUUUUAAUAUUGCUCAGCUGAUUAAGGCCGACGGUGGGAGGAAGGAAGCAGAAGCCUACUCACACAUGGGUCUUCUCUACGAGGAAAAUGGUGAGCUUGCAGAAGCAGCUGAGCAUUAUGAAAUCUUCCAUGAAAUGACUGAGGGACGGCUAUGGAAAGAUGCGAAUGGCCACACGCUCAGCUCCAUGGCCUGUGAAAAUCUCCGGCGGAUUUACACGAUGCUCGCAGAAAGAAUGCUGAAUGACAAACAUUACAAACAGGCCAUCUGGACUCUACUGAAAGCUUGUGAAAAAGCCAAAGAAGGGGGUGACAAAAAGAUGGAAGGAGAAGCUGCCUUUGCUUUAGGCUUAGCGUAUCAUGAAGCUGGAGAUUUCGAACUGGCAAAAUCAGCUCUCAACGUCUUCUCAGAUAUCUCUAUAGCCCUAGACGAUGCUAUUGGCCUAAGUAGGGCCUAUGAAGCCAUAGCCAAGGUCCUAGUAAGCCAAGGUAACAUGAUCGAAGCCCUUGCUUACUUGGAAAAAGUUGUGGAAAUUGCAAAAAAUACUUACCAAAAACGACGAAUGGUAGAAGCCUGUACGAUGCUUGGGGACAUUUACAAUGCGAAAGGAUUCUAUACAAAAGCCUGUGAGUUCUUUAAGCAAGCUUUUGAUACAACCACUGAGUUCAUGGAUAUCCCGCUGGUGGACGAGACCAAAGUCCACUAUGGAAUUGCCAAGGCUCACCAGAUGAUGAUAGCAGUCAACAGUUACAUAGAAUGUGCUGACUUCAGCAGCAUCAGUCACCUUCUGACCUGGAAGAAGAACCGAAGCUACGUUUUCCCAGAACCCACUGUUGAGCAGUCUAGAGGUUCCAGAGACCAGAGGCAUUCCAGUGUACGCUCAAAACAGGAGUCAAAUGCUGACAGCUGUCAGGAGAAGGAGUGUGAUUCUUGAAGUGGGAUGGACAGCCAGAAAUCAAGAAGAUAUAAAAUCACCUUGAACCUUGAGAAUUUUAUUAAGAUAGGAAUAUCAGUGUAGGCAUAGGCUGGCACAAUAAAACCCACCAUGAUUAUGUUUUUAUACAAUCGUGCAAUUCACAGGAAUCACCAAUAUGGUAGUCUAGACUAUUGAAAUCCAUGAAAAUAAAAUGCCCCCCCCACACAAAGACUAGGGAAAAAAAUCACUUAGUAAGAAAAUAAAUGACAACAUUAAAACUGUCAUUUUUUUCUUCUGCCUCAAGAAUAGUGACACUAGGAAUUAAAAGUAUAGUUAAUUGUUUCACAUAACAAAAUAACUGUAAGUAGAUCAAUUUAAGGCUUCUUCUAAGCUAACCCCCCAAAAAAGUACUUGCUAAAAUUCCAGAGAUGCUUUUCUGUAAGGAAUGAAUCUUUUUGCAAAAAGUAGCACUCUGUUCUUCAGGGCUGUUGCAAAUAAUUCAUUGCCCUGUGUAGAAAACCCAUUGUCUGUUGUCUUAGCUAAUGAUAUGUAGCCUCCUCUGCCCAGAUUAAUAGUGAUCAAGUGCAAUCAAGACUUAUAGAAAUCUAGAGUCUGGAGAUCCUUAGAAAAAUCUCGGGCUCCUCUCCCUGAUAAGCCCAGCAGGUUAGAAGGUUUAGUUGAAGUGAGUAGUAGAAGUCACUGAUAAUUUUUUUUAAGUACAGGAGAUUUUUGGU
This is a messenger RNA of Dromiciops gliroides (monito del monte), 2415 nucleotides long. RefSeq names its product tetratricopeptide repeat domain 29 (gene TTC29). The coding region runs from base 272 to 1699 and encodes 475 amino acids. The transcript is spliced from 13 exons. Lineage: Eukaryota; Metazoa; Chordata; Mammalia; Microbiotheria; Microbiotheriidae. The record is from RefSeq and is a predicted model, not a curated record. Gene Ontology annotation, molecular function: protein binding.